Solanum verrucosum is the source of this 588-nucleotide messenger RNA. RefSeq names its product DET1- and DDB1-associated protein 1. The transcript is spliced from 4 exons. Lineage: Eukaryota; Viridiplantae; Streptophyta; Magnoliopsida; Solanales; Solanaceae. Gene Ontology annotation, cellular component: Cul4-RING E3 ubiquitin ligase complex. Gene Ontology annotation, biological process: positive regulation of proteasomal ubiquitin-dependent protein catabolic process. The record is from RefSeq and is a predicted model, not a curated record. Bases 63 to 344 code for a protein of 93 amino acids.
AUAUAUUUGUGCUCUCUUUAAAGAGUGGCAUUGUUCUCUGGAUUCUUCCCAUUUUGGGUGCUAUGGGGUCAAUGUUUGGUGAAUGGCCUUCAAUUGACCCUCACAAUUUCAGCCAGCUUCGCCCUUCUGAUCCCUCCACUCCUUCUAGAAUGACACCCGUGACUUAUCGCCCUACUCAUGAUAGGACUCUUCCUCCACCAAAUCAAGUUAUUAGUUCAGAAGCCAAAAAUAUACUUCUGAGACACCUAGAGCAGCGUGCUGACGAGAAGUUGAGACCAAAGCGAGCUGCGGCUGAAAAUCUGGCACCCGAGCAUGGAUCGAAGCAUCUUAAGGUAUCCAACUGAGAUGCUUUUCUUUUUGGUGCUACCCCCGGGCGGGAAGAAGAUGAGGUAAUGCGAAGUGUGGCGGUUGCAAACAGGACGAUACACAACUUGGUUUUAGAAGAUUAACUAACUUAUAUAUAGGUUAAAAUCUUCUGGUUUUCUGCAUAUUUCUGUAAAUAUUGCUGUAAUGAUGCAGAUGCAUGUUGUUGUAAAACUAUGAAGAGCUUGUUUGUCAGUAGUCAUAUAGCAAAUGAGAUGUACACUA